Molecule: messenger RNA, 941 nt
Organism: Gastrolobium bilobum
Lineage: Eukaryota; Viridiplantae; Streptophyta; Magnoliopsida; Fabales; Fabaceae
Product: ADP-ribosylation factor 2
Exons: 7
Coding region: 137-682 (181 amino acids)
Biological process (GO): vesicle-mediated transport; intracellular protein transport
Cellular component (GO): cytoplasm
Molecular function (GO): GTP binding; GTPase activity
Source: RefSeq, a predicted model, not a curated record
GUUAUAAAUUCCUCUCACUACUAUUUUGCGUUAUUGUAAAGCAUUCUUCGCCUCUCUCUUUCUCUCUCCUGUAUCGUUUCUCUCUCUACGCUUUCUGGUUCUAGAUCCCUCAAGGGAUCCGCAAGCUGAAGGAGAAAUGGGACUGACAUUCACCAAGCUUUUCAGUCGGCUUUUUGCCAAAAAGGAAAUGCGAAUUCUGAUGGUUGGUCUUGAUGCAGCUGGUAAGACCACCAUCCUGUACAAGCUCAAGCUUGGAGAGAUCGUGACUACAAUUCCUACCAUUGGGUUCAAUGUGGAGACUGUGGAAUACAAGAAUAUUAGCUUCACCGUUUGGGAUGUUGGGGGCCAGGACAAGAUUCGUCCCUUGUGGAGGCACUACUUCCAGAACACACAGGGUCUUAUAUUUGUUGUAGACAGCAAUGACAGGGACAGAGUUGUCGAGGCCAGAGAUGAGUUGCACAGGAUGUUGAAUGAGGAUGAACUGAGAGAUGCAGUAUUGCUUGUAUUUGCUAACAAACAAGAUCUUCCCAAUGCAAUGAAUGCUGCUGAAAUUACUGACAAGCUGGGCCUUCACUCUCUCAGACAGCGCCACUGGUACAUCCAGAGCACCUGUGCAACUUCUGGAGAGGGUCUUUAUGAGGGUUUGGACUGGCUUUCCAACAACAUAGCCAACAAGGCUUAAUGCUUUUUGGGAGUCUUCUUGUGGAUUGGUAAUUCUGGAUGCAGGGGUGAAUAUUAUCUAGUUGGUUUUUUGGUCCUCUUCUGAGACAAAUUGGAUUUGUGUUAAUGUUUUGUGGUUUAGGACAUCUUGUUGGCUAAAAUUAUAGUAGGAAUUUGUUUCAUGGGAUGUCUGCUACUUUUGAGCUUUCUAUUGGGUUUGGAUUAAAUGUUAAUAACUGUAAUGGAUACCAAUUCAAUGCGCCAUCCCAUUGAGUUUUAUA